CCACAUCUCUGAAGGAAGCCAAGGCAGGUCGGGCGCUCGCAAAGCGCCUCAGAUGCCCGCCGCGUCCAGCGCCUUCUCUGGCGCCACAAACGCCUUCCCGCGAACGUCGGAGCCAAUCAGCGCCCGGGACGUCUCGCAGGCCAAUCAGCGCCCGCGGACCCGGCGCCCGAGUCCGGGACGCGCCUGCCCGAGUCGGGCGGGACGCCGCUGCGGCCAUCUUUCCUACGGGCGCCGCUUCCGGAGCGCGCAGGCCCGUAGGCACCGGACGUGCCACGGCGCGUCCGCGAACGCUGCCGUGCACACGCCCCUUCCGAGGGCCGGGCGGAAACACCCGGCCGAGGCGCCGUGCGUCACUUCCGGCUUGGCGUGCCUGCUCCCACCCAUCUCCGGCCAGUCAGAAGCCGUCGCUCUGGCGCGUAGCUGCUCGUCGCGCCCGUCGCGGCGUCGUCCUGUCCGCGGCCCUGUGCGCCCCGCCCGGAGCAGGCCUCCCGGAAGCCCCCGGAGCUCGAGCGCCCUCGGCCGGGACGGCUUCAAGAAGGCAGCGGGGCGGCGCCCGCCACGGUCCGGCCUUGGGCGGUGGGCCGUGGGCCGGCCCCCGCUCCCAGCGCCGCAGACGGUCAGGUCUUGCCCAUGUGAUCCGGUCACCGACGCCUCGUCAGGGCCCGGCCGCUCCGCCCCCCGCGGCCCUAAGCGUGUGUCUCGUCUCGCAGGCCAGGCCUCUCGGGGAGCGUCGGGCCACCUUCGAGCGGCGCCGAGUCGUGGAGAACCGGGGGAAGUGGGUUUUCUGCGCAGGAAGUUCUGGCACAUCUCUGACCUGCACCUUGACCCGGACUACCAGGUGUCUGAAGACCCCCUGCAGGUGUGCCCAUCGGCCGGCUCGCAGCCCGUGCCCAGCGCUGGCCCUUGGGGAGACUACCUUUGCGACUCUCCCUGGGUCCUCAUCAACUCCUCCAUCCAUGCCAUGAAGGAGCUCGAACCGGAGCCCGACUUCAUUCUCUGGACAGGGGACGACACACCCCACGUGCCCGACGAGAGACUGGGUGAGGCCGCAGUGCUGGAGAUCGUGGGCCGCGUGACCCGGCUCAUCAGGGAGGUUUUUCCAGACACUAAAGUCUAUGCUGCCCUGGGAAACCAUGACUUUCACCCCAAAAACCAGUUCCCCGCCGGGAGCAGCGACAUCUACACUCGGGUGGCAGAGCUGUGGAGCCCCUGGCUGAGCAACGAGUCCAUGGCUCUCUUCAAAGAAGGUGCUUUCUACACGGAGCAGCUACCGGGGCUCGGCAGGGCGGGCCGGGUCCUGGUGCUCAACACCAACCUGCACUACAGCGCCAACGCGCAGACGGCUGGCAUGGCUGAUCCUGGCGGCCAGCUCGAGUGGCUGGACGGUGUGCUGACCCAGGCGGCCCACGCCGGGGAGAAGGUGUACAUCUCAGGCCACGUCCCCCCUGGGUUCUUCGAGAAGACGCGGAACAAGGCCUGGUUCCGGGAGGACUUGAACGAGCAGUACCUGCAGCUGGUCCGGAAGCACCACCAAGUCAUAGCCGGGCAGUUCUUCGGGCACCACCACACCGACAGCUUCCGUCUGUUCUACGACCAGGCAGGCGCCCCCAUCAGUGCCAUGUUCCUCACGCCGGGCGUCUCCCCAUGGAAGACCACACUACCUGGGGUGGCCAAUGGAGCCAACAACCCAGGCAUCCGGGUGUUCGAGUAUGACCGAGCCACGCUGAGCCUGCAGGACAUGGUGACCUACUUCAUGAACCUGAGCCAGGCGAACGCACAGGGGACUCCGCGCUGGGAGCUCGAGUACCGGCUGACCCAGGCCUACGGGGUGCGCGAUGCGAGCGCCCGCUCCAUGCACGAGGCGCUGGGCCGCAUCACCGGCAACCGGGACGCGCUGCAGCGCUACUUCGUCUACAACUCGGUGGGCUACGAUGCCGGGGCCUGCGACGAGCGCUGCCGCACCGAGCACGUGUGUGCCAUGCGCCACGUGGCUUUCGCCGCCUACUACGCCUGCCUGGGCUCCACCGACCCCGCGUCCCGGCCGGCGCCCGCGCCCUGGCUGCUGCUGCUGCUGCUGCUGCUGGCGCUGCAGGCUGUGCUCGUCCGCUGCCCUGAUGGCGUCGCCGCGGCCUCCCGGGCGCCCUCCGCCCCGCGGUCGCCCCGGACAGCCGGACUCUGUGGGGAGUGAGGGGGCGGGGGCGAGGCCCGGCCCGCAAGCAUGCCUCUCUCGGGAUUACCCACAAGAACGACGCCCGGCCUGCC
Molecule: messenger RNA, 2262 nt
Organism: Tupaia belangeri chinensis (Chinese tree shrew)
Lineage: Eukaryota; Metazoa; Chordata; Mammalia; Scandentia; Tupaiidae
Gene: SMPDL3B
Product: sphingomyelin phosphodiesterase acid like 3B
Exons: 8
Coding region: 53-2188 (711 amino acids)
Molecular function (GO): phosphoric diester hydrolase activity
Source: RefSeq, a predicted model, not a curated record